GCUUUUUUCCGAAGGAGCAUUCAGAAGAACAUGCUGUACACCUGCCACAGAGAGAAGAGCUGUAUCAUCAACAAGGUCACCCGAAACCGCUGCCAGUACUGCCGGCUGCAGAAGUGCCUGGAAGUGGGCAUGUCUAAAGAAUCUGUUCGGAACGACCGGAACAAGAGGAAGAAGGAAGAGAAGAAGCAGGAGUGUUCGGAGAGUUACGUGUUAAGUCCUGAUACGGUGCAGAUGAUCGAGCGGGUCAGGAAGGCCCAUCAGGAAACCUUCCCCUCUCUGUGCCAGCUGGGCAAAUACACCACCAACAACAGUGCAGACCACAGGGUCGCUCUGGAUGUGGACCUGUGGGAUAAGUUCAGUGAACUCUCCACCAAAUGCAUUAUUAAGACGGUGGAGUUCGCCAAGCAGCUGCCGGGCUUCACCACACUCACUAUCGCGGAUCAGAUCACCCUGUUAAAGGCCGCCUGUCUCGACAUCCUGAUUCUGCGAAUAUGUACACGCUACACACCGGAUCAGGACACCAUGACGUUUUCAGACGGUCUGACACUGAACCGCACGCAGAUGCACAACGCCGGCUUCGGUCCACUGACGGAUCUGGUUUUCGCUUUCGCCAACCAGCUCCUGCCUCUGGAGAUGGAUGAUGCAGAGACGGGGCUCCUCAGCGCCAUCUGUCUGCUGUGUGGAGACCGGCAGGAUCUGGAGCAGUCGGAUAAGGUGGAUGUGCUUCAGGAGCCACUGCUGGAGGCCCUGAAGAUCUACGUGAGAAAGAGGAGGCCUCAUAAACCACACAUGUUCCCCAAGAUGCUGAUGAAGAUCACAGACCUGAGGAGCAUCAGCGCUAAAGGAGCCGAGCGAGUAAUAACUCUGAAAAUGGAGAUUCCCGGCUCCAUGCCUCCACUCAUUCAGGAGAUGCUGGAGAAUUCGGAGGGUCUGGAGGGCGGCGGGGCGAGAGGAGGAGGAGGAAAAGGAGCGCCACCAGGAAGCUGCAGCCCCAGUUUGUCUCCGAGCUCAACACACAGCAGCCCCUCAGCUCACUCCCCCUGAGUCUCACCUCCAGACAGGGCUCCGUACGGAACAAACUGGUUCCAAACCAGAAAUAAGCCACAGCCGACCCGCGCCAGAAACCAGAAUUCCGGUAGACUUUGAUCCGGGAUGACCGGACCCGAACAGUUAAUCUGGCCGGCUUUCAUUAGCUGAAGACCAAUUGAGCUCCACACAGGCCGAGCCUGCUCAAAACUCACACCGUCAAUAAAAGCAGCAGUGAUUCAGUGACUAGCAGAGUCCUGCAGCUGUCCACAUGGCUGUGAUCUGUGGAGACGUCCUGUGUGUGCAGAAGCGGCUCUUUUCUGUGUCUUCCCAGCUCCGCUCCCAUCACACAAACUGUGAAGGCCCAGAUGAAGCUCUCUUUGUCUUGAGCCUGCGACUUUAUUUUAUAAAUUUUAAUCUCUUAAGAGCAAGCUAAAGGACAUUAGGACUUCAAAUGUCCGCAAGUCAGGGACAUUUUGAACUUUCCAGCCGUUUUGGUUCGGUUUCUUUUGUUUUCUUACAAAAAGAUAUAUGAAUAUAUGAAAUCUAUAUUGACAGAAAAAUGAGAUUUGAAUCUUGUGUCUUAGGUGGAAUGCAGAACAGUUCUUAUCUUCUCUCUCUCUCACUUAUCUCUCGAGGGUUAAACACGUUUCUGGUCGACCCACUGUCAUACACAAGGGAACUGAAAAUCACACUAGCACUGAAAAUCAUCUGAUGGGGUUAAAACACAAUUUUGUUCAUGAUUUCGAGACUUAUUCACAAUGAUCAACUUGGCAGUUGUGGCAAAGAAAUGAAGGAUCUCAUGUCAACAGCUUGUGAUUAUGACGAUGUGUAUGAGAUCUCAGAGUGGGAAAUGCCUUUGUGUAGCUUUUUAAUAUUGUUUCUUAAUUUACUCUUAAUUUUUGUAAUUGUCAGCUGUCGAAAGACAGAGACGACCUCUACACAGUAUUAGCAGAUUACAAAAUAAAAAAAGAGAUUUCCAAACAUAAUGACUCACAAAGAAUACAAAGUGUAUUUUUAGUGCUCGAAGAAAAACGUGCCAUUUCAAAAGUAUUGAGAAUGUUGUAACAGAACGUCAUGCCUUUUUUUCUUUUUUUUACACCUCAGUUUGUGGUAGAUUUGUUUCUAAUCAUCUGUCACGUGUCUCUUCUGUACCUUACACAACAUCUCUGCCUCUGCUCUCCUGCAACAAUCAUUGAACAGUUGUGAACAACAACACUGCCUCUGUGUGACAAUCACUUUAAGUAAAGCUCACAAACAA
Carassius auratus (goldfish) is the source of this 2287-nucleotide messenger RNA. RefSeq names its product retinoic acid receptor alpha-B-like. Gene Ontology annotation, biological process: regulation of transcription by RNA polymerase II; retinoic acid receptor signaling pathway; cellular response to corticotropin-releasing hormone stimulus. Gene Ontology annotation, molecular function: nuclear receptor activity; RNA polymerase II cis-regulatory region sequence-specific DNA binding; nuclear glucocorticoid receptor binding. The record is from RefSeq and is a predicted model, not a curated record. NCBI's taxonomy places the organism in Eukaryota, Metazoa, Chordata, Actinopteri, Cypriniformes, Cyprinidae. Bases 31 to 1044 code for a protein of 337 amino acids. Gene Ontology annotation, cellular component: transcription regulator complex; nucleus. The transcript is spliced from 6 exons.